AUGGAGUCCCUUCCAUCCACCACUACCCCCUCCCCUCCAAGCUCCCCUCCAGCUUCUUUGUUGGUUGAGACCAUUGACUACCGCAACAACACUACUGCAGAGUCUGUCGUCCAGGAGCCUACUCAAGAGCUUCUUGGACCAGCCUCACCUUCUAGCAGUGACGGUAGCAAUCGCACCAUCACCCAGCGAGACGUUGCGCUUCCUGCUUCCCCUUCAGCGUCCUCUGAUCACACCAUCACUCGUGGUGAUCUUGCUGGACCUGCGCACCAGAGCAGCCAGCCACCUCAGAACCCUCCCACCUUUCCUGCGAUCACUGAUCACAUUGCGACCAACGCUGCUCUCGACAACCUCGAGCCACAGUACCAAUACGGAGUUGGUAGCUUCCCUCACAUCCACCUGCAAAUCGGUCGAGAGCUGAGGGCCAAACCAAAGACCAUGGAUCCAGCCCCUCCUGCGCGUGUCGUUCAGCGCAACGACUCACCAGUCAACUGGCCCAUCCCGAACGGCGACCCCAACGACAAGCGCGUCGCCAGCAAGGGACGCACCCCCUGCCUUGGCCCCCGCGUUGUCACCUACAACAACAUCAAGGAGGGCACCAAGGAGGUCGUUGAGACCCCCACCACCGCCACGGCCGCCGCUGGUGCCACCCCGGCUGCCCCUCCUUCUGCGCCUGCCAAGGUCCCGGGCGUCAGCGGCACGGAGGGCCUCGCCGGCCUGGGCGACGAGCUCGAGGCCCUCGUGCUCACCAAGGUCGAGUACGCCGGCAAGUUCCGCGUCUUCCGCGAGCGCUGGAACAAGGUGCUGGGCGAGCUGGCCGCCAAAGCCAAGCAGGUGGAGGGCGCCAGGUUCACCACCGCCGCCGAGCUGCGUCCCUUGGUCGGCGCCGUCGGCGUCAUGUUCGCGGUCGGCAAGGCCGUCGAUUGUGCUGCCUUUCCUGGCGUGAACGUCGGACAAUUCGUUGAGAAGGACUGUAGCCCCGAGGUCUACCUCUCGUCGCUCUUCCCGGAGCUCAACGCCUCGGCGGGUACGGGCGGCGUCGUCCUGCCCCAGCAGUGGGACUUCUCCCUCGACGCCGUCAUGGCCUCGGAGAGGCGUGGCCUGCUGCGAGAGGUCUGGGCUGCUGCCGCGGCCGGCCAAUGGGAGGCGGUGGAGGAGAAGACCAGCAGCACGCUGGCAAAGGCGGAGGAGCUGGCGGAGGCGGAGUAG
Diaporthe batatas is the source of this 1206-nucleotide messenger RNA. RefSeq lists its product as uncharacterized. The transcript has 3 exons. Lineage: Eukaryota; Fungi; Ascomycota; Sordariomycetes; Diaporthales; Diaporthaceae. Bases 1 to 1206 code for a protein of 401 amino acids. The record is from RefSeq and is a predicted model, not a curated record.